Actinia tenebrosa (Australian red waratah sea anemone) is the source of this 2240-nucleotide messenger RNA. RefSeq lists its product as uncharacterized. Lineage: Eukaryota; Metazoa; Cnidaria; Anthozoa; Actiniaria; Actiniidae. The record is from RefSeq and is a predicted model, not a curated record.
UUGUGAGCGUCUGCGGCAGAGAAGGUGAAGCUGAUCACGCAAGUGGAAGAUCUAGAUAYAGGCGUCAGCUUUCUAUUGUUAAUGACAUCUACACUCUUGAUCACUUUAUCGAGUUGGUUGAAAAGAUUGAACAACAUCCUCAGACCAAAGAUAAGUCUUUAAAAGAAAUUGCUAACUAUGUGAGAAAACUGGGAUACGAUAAUAGCAUGUGGACGGAUCUCCUUGGUAACGCAGAUAGUCUGCCUACUGGAGUACUAACCAGUGAGGAAGAAAGAGUUCUCAAUAACAUGGUUGUACACCGCUACGUAUGGUCACGUGAGCUUGGCGUCGUCAAAACCCCGACCGGAAACGUGGCAAUGGGUCACGUAAUGACUGGGAUUUGUGCGGGAGCUAGUCGCAAGAGCAUUCUUAUCGCUGGCGUAUCUAUUGACAAUCUUUAUGCUGCGACUAUUUCUGGUGACCUUGGACAAACUGCUUUGCAUAAACAGAUCGACCAAUCACGACUGCUCUUUGGUCCCGGAGGCUCGUGGUCGCCAAAUGAAAGCUGUCCACAUACUUUCAACGCCCCAUCAUCACAAACUUCCGAAGCAACUAAUGCAGAACUCCUUGGUGAUAUCGAUGGGUUUCUACUGGGGUACAACAUCCCUUAUUAUGUUUCCAAAAAAGUUCGACUUGGUCAGUUGUUGAGAAUGUACUAUACAGGGGGAGUUCUCUACGACACUUCGUUCGUUAGUUGCAGCAGAAAGCUAAAGUUCACGCAAUUGGUGAGCCGAGAUAGGUUGAGGACACAAGUUCAGGGUUUCAUGAACGGCCUCAAGGAAAGGUGGUACGGUAGUGCAGAUUUUUCUAGCGUGCCAAGCAGUUCGAUUCCACAUCUCGCAACAACUACUGUUACAGAAUUUUUCAAACAUCUUGAUUCCAUUUCUUCUACGACAACAUGUUCACCCCAAAGCAAUGAAGCAAGGUACUUGAUGACUUUGAAAUCUCCCCGAUUCAAACUCGGGUUGCUAUAAUAGAGUUUUCAAGUCAAGCCACAUUGGCGAUUGGUUUAGAUACGUAUGGAUCAAAGACGAGAUUAAAGUGUGCUGUUGAAGCAAUUAAUCAUCGAGGUGGAGGUACCAAUACCGCUGGGGCAGUUAGACUUGCCUACAAUAUCAUGAAGACAGAAGAAGAGAAAUCCCAAGAGAUUCAGCAGAUUAUGAUACUACUAACAGAUGGGUAUUCAAAUAAUAAAUACGCUCUAGAGCAAGAGGUCAAAGUUGCAAAGGCAAAUCUCACAGGCGUAACCAUGAUAGCCAUUGGUGUUGGAGGAUACGACAGAUAUGAGCUUGAGAUGAUUGCAACUGAUCCCACCAAUCACGUGUUUACGUCUACAGAUUUUACACAGUUGGCUGGCCUGGUGAGAACGUUACGCAGAAAAACUUGUGAGAAUAGUCACUGCACUCUUCCGAACCAGAUCAAGUUCGAAAUUGCUAAAGGCACAAGCAAGAGUCACUGGAUUCGUGGCACUCCUUCCAUUGUCAUUUUUUUCGCUUUCAUUCAUAGGUUUUUGCUAUACAUUUCGUAUUAAAAACAGCAGUAGUGCCUAAUAUUUUGCUGUCAAGAAAAGCAUYUUACAUUAAGCGUAGCCUGUUUCCAUUCCCUAUUUCAAUAAAGUUAAUAACCAAAAAUCUAGACUGAGAUCGCUGAUGAUGGGGAAUACUUAUAUCAAACAUGUUAAGGCUUUUUUGACACAAAUUUCAGCUUGAGGAUGGGCAUGCAURCUCACAUGAGGUCAACUGGAACUAAGAUCCAAGUCCAUCAAUAGCUAUCUACCCAUUAUCAUUGCCGGUCUCAUCUUUAUAGUUUUUCGGCAGGUUACUAACUUUUUCGAAAUAAGAAUAUCAUAUAUUUUGUGGGCUUUUUUUUAGUUAGUGUUUUUAUAGGUCAGUCUUAGGUUUUAAGUCGUGAAUCAGCUAGUAGACUAAUGGAGGUUAGUACAUGAUAUUAUUUCCAUUGUUUUCUUUGUUAUCCAUUUGAUUAUUACACAUUAAAAAGUUCAAGUAAGUUAAGUAAAGCACUAGCCAGGGACUGAUGUACCUUUUAACGACCUUUAACCCGGUUAUCGAGUAUAGGUAGACGGUUUCGCGCAUGCGUGUGCGAACUGGCGCAUUCUUAUUAUUGAACUCGUGUAUUAAGACUGUGAUUAUCUUAGAAGUAUCUUGAUACUUUAGAAAUAAAAUAUAGUUGAAUGAUCUUGA